AUGUUAAGCUCUCAGAUUCAAACACUAAAUUUUACAAAACCCUUCUUUCUUUUACCAUCAAAAUCUUCUCUUCCUAGCCAAGGAAAAAUAUCCUUCCCUACUUAUAAGCAGAAGAAAUGUUUCCCUAGGGGCAAAACAAGCUUUAGUGUAUGUGCUAGUGGCAGUACGAGAACCAUCAUUGAUAAGGCAAUCUCAACAGCAAUAAAUUACACAGAAGCUGUUUUAGUGAAGGCAACUAUUACUGUUAAAUUACCAGUUAGUUUGCUCAUCUCUGCUAGUCUUGGCACUAUGACACAACCUCCUGAUAAGAUAUCAGAAAUCUUUUGUAAAAAUCUGCAUUUGGAGCUUGUAAGCGCGGAGCUUCAUCCCAAAACGGGGCUGGAGAAGGAUACAGUGAAGGCUUCUGAUCAAAUUGAUCUAGGGAUCCAUAAAAUUCGUGAGGUGAAGUUAGAGGCAAAUUUCGAGGUUCCAGAAGGGUUUGGUGAGGUUGGAGCUGUGCUUAUAGAGAACGAACACAACAAGGAAAUCUUUAUCGACAGCAUAGUUCUUGAAGGCUUUCCAAAAGGGUCUGUUGCUAUUUCAUGCAAAUCAUGGGUUCAAUCCAAAAAUGAUGACCCCAAGAAGAGGAUAUUCUUUACCACCAAGUCAUACUUACCAGUAGACACACCGGAUGGAUUGAAGAGGCUAAGAGAGGAGGAGAUGGAAAAUCUAAGAGGAAAUGGACAAGGGGAGAGAAAGUAUUUUGAGAGGAUCUAUGACUAUGAUGUAUAUAAUGAUCUUGGAGAUCCAGAUACCAGUGAUGAUCUAGCAAGACCUAUUCUUGGUGGCAAGGAGCACCCAUACCCCAGGCGUUGCAGAACAGGACGUCCUCGCACCGAAACGGAUCCAUUAACAGAAUCAAGAAGCGAGUAUGUGUAUGUACCCAGAGAUGAGGCAUUUUCAGAGUUGAAGCAAGUAACAUUUGGUGUAAAUCGACUAAAAUCUCUAUUAUGCACGCUAGUGCCCAUGUUAGAGGCUAAAUAUGGUAAAGAGGAGCCUCCAUUUCCACACUUCGCUGCCAUAGACGAACUAUUUAAUGAAGGAAUUGAACUCGUCAAAGGUGGAAAACCACCUUCUGCACUUGACUUACUAUUACCAGGAAUAGUGAAGGGUAAUAAGGGGGCUAGAACACUCAUGCGAUUCGACUCUCCUCAGUUGUUUAAUGGUGAUAGAUUUUCUUGGCUCAAGGAUGAAGAAUUUUCUCGUCAAACUCUUGGUGGUCUUAAUCCAUAUUGCAUACGAUUAGUUACAGAAUGGCCUCUAAAGAGUGAACUUGACCCUAAAAUCUAUGGCUCACCUGAAUCUUUGAUCACAAAAGAAAUAAUAGAAAAAGAAAUGGGAUACUUCAUGACGGUUGAAGAGGCUUUGAAGCAGAAGCGGCUAUUCAUCUUGGAUUAUCAUGAUUUGCUAUUGCCAUUUGUGGCCAAAGUGAGGGAGCUUAAAGGCACCACAUUAUAUGGUUCCAGGACUCUCUUCUUCCUCGUUAAUGGAAGCACCUUGAAGCCUGUAGCUAUAGAACUCACUCGCCCACAGAUCGGUGACAAGCCACAAUGGAAGCAAGUUUUUACACCAAGAUAUGAUGAUGCCACUCUUUGUUGGUUAUGGAGGCUGGCAAAAACACAUGUUUUAGCUCAUGACUCUGGCAUCCACCAACUUCUCUCUCACUGGCUGCGGACACACGCCGGUGUAGAACCAUACAUAAUUGCAGCUCAUAGACAACUCAGUGAAAUGCACCCUAUCUAUAGACUUUUACAUCCCCAUUUCCGAUUCACAAUGGAAAUCAAUGCUUUUGCCCGAGGAAAUCUCAUCAAUAGAGGUGGAAUCAUAGAAAACGCCUUUUCUCCUGGCAAAUACUCCAUGGAGCUGAGCUCUGCUGCUUAUGACAAGCUCUGGCGUUUCGAUAACGAAGCUUUGCCAGCUGACUUGAUCAAAAGGGGAAUGGCAGUGGAGGAUCCAUCAGCAAAGCAUGGUCUCAAGCUAGCUAUCGAAGACUACCCAUUUGCCAACGAUGGUCUUAUACUUUGGGAUGCAAUUAAGCAAUGGGUUACUGAUUAUGUGAACUACUACUACCCAGAAGCAAGCAAGGUCGCAUACGAUAAUGAACUUCAAGCAUGGUGGGAAGAAGUUAGAACUAAAGGCCAUGAAGACAAGAAGGAUGAGCCAUGGUGGCCUGUUCUGAAAACCCAACAAGAUUUAAUCCAGGUUUUAACAACCAUAAUAUGGGUAACUUCAGGUCAUCAUGCAGCUGUGAACUUUGGCCAGUAUGCUUAUGGUGGGUACUUUCCCAACAGGCCAACAAUAGCUAGAACCAAUAUGCCAACAGAGGAGCCAUCGGCGCCAGAGUUCAAAGAUUUCUUGAAGAAUCCAGUAUUUACAUUGUUGAAAUGCUUCCCUUCAAAGCUGCAAGCAACUAAGAUAAUGGCUACUUUGGAAAUUUUAUCGACCCAUUCACCUGAUGAGGAAUAUAUUGGACACUCACCGGACCCGUCAUGGGAAGCAGAUUCUGUGAUUAAGGCUGCAUACGAAAAUUUCAGAAAGUUACUGAAGGAGCUUGAAGCUACUAUUGAUGAGAGGAACGAAAAUUCAGAUAAUACAAAUAGAGCUGGUGCCGGAGUCAUUCCUUAUGAAUUCUUGAAGCCGCUCUCUGGUCCUGGGGCCACAGGCAAGGGUGUUCCCAAUAGCGUUUCAAUCUAA
Molecule: messenger RNA, 2733 nt
Organism: Hevea brasiliensis (rubber tree)
Lineage: Eukaryota; Viridiplantae; Streptophyta; Magnoliopsida; Malpighiales; Euphorbiaceae
Product: linoleate 13S-lipoxygenase 2-1, chloroplastic-like
Exons: 9
Coding region: 1-2733 (910 amino acids)
Biological process (GO): lipid oxidation
Molecular function (GO): protein binding; metal ion binding; oxidoreductase activity, acting on single donors with incorporation of molecular oxygen, incorporation of two atoms of oxygen
Source: RefSeq, a predicted model, not a curated record